AUGGAACUGCUCGGGCGCAGCGACAGGAACCUAUAUCACGCCCUACUCCCGCAGAACUGGCUCUUCACUAUUGCUACCGCUCUGGGUCGGCACACCGAGGUGCACUACUUCCCAACGCACAACUACGUGCUGCGGCUCAUGAGAUACGAGCCCCUGGAGAAAUGCGACAGGCAUCCGCUCUGCGGGCCGCCGCAGCCGACGAAGCACUUCCUCCGCUAUCCCACGCGGUGCCUGACGUGCAUGGACCAGUGGUUCCACGCGCUGCGCCAGACGUCCCACCAGAUGAUCCGCGACGCGCUGCAGCUGCAGGGCCAGCGGCCGCACCCGUACGACGUGUGGCAGAAUCAGAAGAAGGAGGAGAUCACGGCCGAGGUGCAGCGCCUGUUCGACGACAACUUCUCGCGCGCGUUCCAGCUCAUGCAGAACGAGAGCCGCGCCAACGAGCUGCGCUGGGUCGACGAGCUCCUGCGCCGCAUCAUCGCCCACCCCGACAGCGUCGAGUUCUGGGACCUCGUGCCCAUGGGGCCCCGCGAGUACCCCUGGUACGCGUUUGAAGAAGGGCUGGCCACGCGCGCCGUCCAGGUCUCCAUCGACACCGGCCUGACGCGCAUCCAGAUGCUGCCCCUGGAGAACAAUUUCAGUGCCGCCGACGAGAUGGCCGCGUUGCUUCUCAAGAUCUCCAUAAUCCAGGAGGCUUGGGAGAGGGAGCUUGGGGAACGGCUCCAGAGAGCGCAGGCAGAGAAGGAUGCGCUGGCCAAACAGAAUCUGUUUGUUUGA
This is a messenger RNA of Lasiosphaeria miniovina, 777 nucleotides long. RefSeq lists its product as uncharacterized. The transcript is spliced from 2 exons. The record is from RefSeq and is a predicted model, not a curated record. NCBI's taxonomy places the organism in Eukaryota, Fungi, Ascomycota, Sordariomycetes, Sordariales, Lasiosphaeriaceae. Bases 1 to 777 code for a protein of 258 amino acids.